Molecule: messenger RNA, 486 nt
Organism: Ostertagia ostertagi
Lineage: Eukaryota; Metazoa; Nematoda; Chromadorea; Rhabditida; Trichostrongylidae
Source: the annotation of a GenBank genome assembly
CGAGGAUGUUUUCUCACACAUGUGCGUACAUUUGAAACAGUUGAGUGCUACUUUUGCUCCAUCGUUACAUCGAGUUGCGUCGAAGUUAGUUUUCCUACUGGAUGUGUUUUCGUCUCUUUAUCAGCAAUGACGGGAGCUACCAGUCCCAGAUCUCAGUUUUCAUCAGGAAUGUGGACUCAAAUCGUUCUUCUCGUUACCGUAGUCGGCAGUGCGUUUGGUUCAGUGGCUAUCCAGCAAGCAAAGUUAGGAGAACGUGUUGAAUUGAGCCUUGGGCCAGGAGUAGUGACCUGGAAGCGGAAGACGAGCGAAGGCGAACAAUUCAUCAAGUAUUGCGGUCCCACAGAAAAGGGACCUCGUUGCGGACAGUUUGUCAAGGAGGAUAACACUCCCGUGAAGCCAAAGUCCAGCGCUCACGUUCAACCAGAUGGUACCCUGGUGAUUGACUCUUUCCAAAAAUCUGAUGUUGGUCUAUUACUCCUCUCCUGA